This is a messenger RNA of Antrostomus carolinensis (chuck-will's-widow), 2269 nucleotides long. RefSeq names its product probable ATP-dependent DNA helicase HFM1. Gene Ontology annotation, molecular function: ATP binding; nucleic acid binding. The record is from RefSeq and is a predicted model, not a curated record. Lineage: Eukaryota; Metazoa; Chordata; Aves; Caprimulgiformes; Caprimulgidae.
AUGUUCAGCUCUGCAGACAUGGUCUUUUCAUUGGAUAAUUUAUUUUAUGAAACACCAGAUACAAGACAAAGGUAUCUAGAAAAUGAAAAGCCUAAGAUUUGUUGUAUUGCACCUGCUCCAGCUCUUGCUGAAAUUCCAGCUGCAGAGGAUUUACAGAAGGAACUGGAAGAAAACACAGACAACACUCAUAUGGGAGGGAGAAAGUUUAUACAACAAUGUAAGAGUAGCACUGAGGAAGUAAAUGGUAAAUCAUCAGCACGUGUUCAUUUUGGCAUAGCUUCUGAAAAAGUUCUCCCAUUAAGUGUAGGAGAAAGAGAGAUUAGUUUUCAGCGUAGAAGUCUGAAAAUAGUUUCAUUGUUUCUCUCUUCUGAUCAAGAUAAAUCUAAAACUGGAACAAGGAUUUCUCAGCAACUUGGUGCAAAUUUUUGUCAAAAUAAAAUAUUAAGUACUUUUCCAGAAAACAGUGAUGAUGAGGGUGUUCAUUCAGCAUUAAGAAAAAGCUUAUUUAAAAUGUCUGGUUAUAUGUAUAAAAAUACAGAAUUUAAAGAUAGUUCUAUGUAUGUGAAAGAAAUGGAUACUUACUUAAAUACAAGUGAAAACAUGAAAGAAGUGGGAAAAGAAGGUUUAUGGAGAAAUAAUCAUCAUGCUCCAGUAACUAAAGGCUCAGAUUUUACUCUGCAUAGAUUAAAUGAUGAGGACAUUGCAUCUAAAAAUGGAAUGAAAAUUAAAUCAUUUUCUAAUGCUUCAGAGAUUCUGGAUAUGACAGGAGCUACAGGAAGAAAAUUGGAAAUUUUGAGGGCUGUUACAGAAAUACCGACCCAAUUUAGAAGUAUUUUUAAGGAGUUCCCAUAUUUUAACUAUGCACAGUCUAAAGCUUUGGAUGAUCUUCUUUAUACAGAUAGGAAUUUCGUGAUUUCUGCUCCGACUGGUUCUGGAAAAACUGUAAUGUUUGAGCUAGCUAUUACCAGAUUACUCAUGGAAGCCCCACUGCCUUGGUUAAAUAUUAAAGUUGUUUACAUGGCUCCAAUAAAAGCUCUAUGCAGUCAGCGUUUUGAUGAUUGGAAAGAAAAAUUUGGACCUAUAGGACUCAGCUGCAAGGAACUGACAGGAGAUACAGUGAUGGAUGAUUUAUUUGAAAUACAUCACGCACACAUUAUUAUCACUACACCUGAAAAAUGGGAUAGCAUGACUAGGAGGUGGAGAGACAACUCUGUAGUCCAGCUUGUACGACUGUUUCUCAUUGACGAGGUGCAUGUUAUAAAGGAUGAAAGCCGUGGUGCAACGUUAGAAGUUGUAGUUAGUCGGAUGAAGACUGUUCAGUCUUCUCUUUGGCGGCAUUUAGAGAAUCAUGACACUGUUCCUCCCUUGAGAUUUGUAGCUGUUUCUGCAACAAUUCCAAAUGCUGAAGAUAUUGCAGAAUGGCUUUCAGAUAGUAAAAUGUCUGCAGUAUGUCUGAAAAUAGACGAGGAUCAACGACCAGUGAAGCUACGCAAAAUUGUUCUUGGUUUUCCUUGCAGCGACAGUCAGACAGAAUUCAAAUUUGACUUGACCCUUAACUACAAGAUAGCUAGUAUUAUACAAACAUACUCGGAACAAAAACCAGCACUUGUGUUUUGUGCCACAAGAAAAGGAGUACAGCAGGCUGCUUCUAUUCUUGCAAAGGAUGCUAAAUUUCUACUGAGUAUAGAACAGAAACAAAGGUUACAGAAGUCUGCAAAUUCAUUAAAAGAUGCCAAACUGAGAGAUCUUUUAAUGUAUGGUGUGGCUUAUCAUCAUGCGGGUAUGGAGGUAGCUGACAGAAAAAUAAUUGAAGGAGCUUUUACUGUAGGAGACUUACCAGUGCUUUUUACUACUAGCACCUUAGCUAUGGGAGUCAAUCUACCUGCACAUCUGGUGGUUAUAAAAUCCACAAUGCACUAUGUUGGAGGAAUGUUCCAAGAGUACAGUGAAACUGAUAUUCUGCAAAUGAUUGGGAGAGCAGGAAGGCCUCAAUUUGACACUACAGCUACAGCAGUUAUUAUGACUCGUUGGAGUACAAAGGAGAAGUACAUACAGAUGUUAAAUGGUGCUGAUGUAAUUGAGAGCAGCUUGCACAGGCAUCUUGUUGAGCACUUAAAUGCAGAAAUAGUGCUACAUACUGUCACAGAUGUCACUGUAGCUUUGGAAUGGAUACGAUCAACGUUCUUGUACAUUAGAGCCUUAAAAAAUCCAACUCAUUAUGGUUUUUCAUCUGGAUUGGAUAAAACUGGAAUUGAAGCAAAAUUACAAG